This is a messenger RNA of Fusarium venenatum, 978 nucleotides long. RefSeq lists its product as uncharacterized. Gene Ontology annotation, biological process: regulation of DNA-templated transcription. Lineage: Eukaryota; Fungi; Ascomycota; Sordariomycetes; Hypocreales; Nectriaceae. The record is from RefSeq and is a predicted model, not a curated record. Gene Ontology annotation, molecular function: DNA-binding transcription factor activity, RNA polymerase II-specific; zinc ion binding.
AUGGCAGAUCUUCGACAGGCUUGUGAUCGCUGCCAUAGCAAAAAACUACGAUGUACCAAGAUCCCAGGCUCAGUAGUCUGCGCUCGCUGUGUCAAAGCUGGAGUUACUUGCCUCUUCAGUCCUCCAGCCCGAUCUCUGCGCCAUCCUGAUGUUGUUCACAUGGACUGGAGUAUACUUGGUCUAGACCAACCAGUGGCCGAACUUCAGAGCACCGAUCUGGAUCAACUUAUAGCAACACCACCUAUUAGCAAUCAUGCUAACCCGGCCCCAUCUGCUCCAAUCACUGUAGUAUCUCAACUAACUGAUCUCAUGGUCACAUUCGAUCGUAUGCAGAACAGCUUUCCUGCGUCUUUGACCCAACAUCUCACCAUACGCGAACUCAACGAGUUUAUGAAAGUUUGCGAAAUUGAUCUCGGGGCAUUCCUCGAAGAAUUGCUCCAGAAUUCCCAAAAGUUAGUCCACUUAUACCCUCAAGUCCUCAAACAACUUGAGUCCCAGGACACAACACCCUGCGAGAUCCCAGAUUGUGUACACAACUCGCAGUUGUUUUCGCAUUCUCGACCUCAAGUCUCGAUUGACCAGUCGCUUAUUCAUCUUUUGUUGGCAUGCCAUCUCAGGCUGCUGGGGUUGUUCGACAACAUCGUUACUCAUGGAUGUAUGUGUGCUCAUGCAGCUCCCAUGCUACCCCCAGAGUGUGAACCGAGACUCGACAUACCAGAAAUCAAGAUCGGUUCAUUUGUUGCACCGAAAAUUUCUGCUGCAUCGAUGGUGAUAGCAAUGGUAAUUGAGCUCCAGACAACCCUCAAUACCAGAGCGCAGGACUUACACGACGUGAUUUCAUCAAAUGUUGGCCACGAUGCGAGGACAGCAAAGAUUCUCGACCUGCAGUGUGAGUCCUUGAAAGAGCACGCUUCAAAAACUUGCUCCGAUCUCUACUCUCUUCGGGAGAAUCUCCAGAAGUUGGGGGUCCUCGGAUGA